AUGCUGGCGGCGGCAACGCUGGGGCCAGGCCGGGCCCUUCCGGUAGCGGCGACCGGGGAGGGGGGAGAAGGACCGGACAGUCCCGGCCCGAGGCCACGCCCCCACACACAAGGCCACGCCCCACCGGAGCCCGGUGCCCGGUGCCCGGUGCUGGUUCCCGGUGCCCCGUGCACGGAUCCCGGCUCCGGUUCCCGAUGUCGGUUCCCAGUUCCCUGUUCCCGAUCCCGAUGCCUUGAUCCCGGUCCCGGGGCUCGGAUCCCGGUUCCCUGUUCCCGAUCCCGGUGCUCGGAUUCCGGUCCCGAUGCUCGGAUAUCGGGCCCGGUACCCGGAUCCCGGUGCUCGAAUCCCGGUCCCGGUGCCCGGAUCGGGUGCUCGGAUCCCGGUGCCCGGAUCCCGGUCCCGGAUGCCGAUCCCGGUGCUUGGAUCCCGGUUCCCUGUUCCCGAUCCCGGUUCCCUGUUCCCGGUUCCCGAUUCCCGGUCCCCUUCGGUCCCGCCCCGGGCCCCGCCCGCCGCCGCCCCGCCCCCGGCGCCGCGGCCGCCGCCGCCCUUUGUCCGCUGCCGUUGCCGCGGGCCCCGCCAUGGCGGAGCGGUGAUGGGCGGCGGGGCCGGCCCGGCGAUAACGGGGCCGAGGGGAACCGGGAGCCUCAUGCAGGGGCCGCCGCCAUGGGGCAGGUCCUGGGCUUCGCCCACUGCAAAGAGGCUCCGUCCACGGCCUCCACCACCCCGGACUCCACGGAGGGUGGCCCUGAGGAGCCCGAGUUCCCCCCUGAGCUUGCGGUGGCCCCGGAGCCCCCCGAAGAGGAAGAGGAGGAUGAAGAUGGGGGGACUUCCCCCCGGACCCCCCCCCGCGAGCUCACCUUCUCCUACAUCGCCUUUGGAGGGGGGGGCAGCGCCCCAACAGAACCGGGACCCCGCUGCCGCCGGGACCCCCGCCGGAGCCGCCCCCCCCGCCUGGGCUCGGGCCCCGCCCCCCGGGGGCUGGACCCCCAUUUAGGGGUCAGAGCCCCCCCAAAGCGGCCUGGGGACCCCCCGCCCCCCCCCGAGGGGCGGCUGGAGGUGGAGGGGGCCCUGCCGGUGGGGGGGGGGGGCGAGAUGGAGGAGCCCCCGAUGAGGCCGGCAGCCCCCCCCCAGCCCGCAGGGGGCGCCCCGCAGCCGGCCCGCCCCGCGCCCCCUCCGGACCCCCCGCCGAACCCGGACCCGCCUCCUGCGCCCCCCGACCAAUCAGCGAGCCCGGCGGGCGCUGAUGUGCUGGUGUGGGAGCUGCUGCACUGGCGGGACCCCGCGCGCUCGGCGCUGGUGCUGCUCGCGCUGCUGGCGGGGCUCGGCUGCCUCGCGCGCUUCAGCGCCGUCAGCGUCGGUGCCUACGGGGCCCUGGCGGUGCUGGCGGUGACGCUGCCCCGGCGCCUGCACCAGGGAGCGCUGCGGGCGCUGCGGCCGCACCGGGCGCCGCGGUGA
Molecule: messenger RNA, 1455 nt
Organism: Pezoporus occidentalis (night parrot)
Lineage: Eukaryota; Metazoa; Chordata; Aves; Psittaciformes; Psittacidae
Product: basic proline-rich protein-like
Exons: 5
Coding region: 1-1455 (484 amino acids)
Source: RefSeq, a predicted model, not a curated record